AUUUGAUCUUAUUAACACUUUUUAAUUUAUAAUUACCAUAGUACCUAAUAAUCUGAUCAAUGUGAAUGCGAAGAAAAACAAAAUCAAAAGAAGGAAAUGAAAGGAACAUGUUUGAUUCAACAUGAAAAAGAGAGGAAAAACGCGUUAAGGAAUAAAGCGUAAAGAAUCAAAGGAUAAGAGAGGCCUACGACUUACGUUAAUUAUCAAUUGCCAUUUCUUGAAGCAUAAAUAUGAGCGGUGAUUCCACCUCCCUAACUCUUCUAUAGCCAGACAAAUCUUAAAAGGAGAAAGCACUACUGUUAUACAACUUGUCCCACGCAUUCCACUAAAAAGAAGCUUAAGAGCAGCUAAAAAUUCAACGAAAAGACGGACCAAUGAAGCAACUUUAAGCAAAUCCCAUAUAUAAAUGCUGGUGCCCUGGUAGUGAAAUGCAGAAGCUGGUUUGCUAAUUCUGAUUUGGUUUUGUUUACCAAUUGUGAAAAUGGGAGCUGUUUGGUUGAUUUCUAUAGUCAACUUGAUGAUGGUAUUGUUAGUUCGGAGCCUGGAAUCAGGAUUGCAGAAUGGAUUUUAUUCUUCUUCAUGUCCAAAGGCUGAGGCCGUAGUAAGGUCUACAGUUGAAUCUCACUUCAGUAAAGAUCCUACUAUUGCUGCUGGCUUACUCAGGCUUCAAUUCCAUGACUGCUUUGUUCAGGGCUGUGACGGUUCAGUGUUAAUCUCUGGCUCUUUUGCUGAGAGAAGUGCAUUGCCAAACCUUGGCCUAAGAGGAUUUGAAGUAAUUGAUGAUGCAAAAGCACAGCUAGAAGCUCUAUGCCCUGGAGUAGUCUCAUGUGCUGACAUACUAGCGCUGGCAGCUCGUGACGCUGUUGACUUGAGUGAUGGUCCAAGUUGGACUGUACCGACAGGGAGAAGAGAUGGCAGGGUGUCUUCAUCAUCUCAAACCUCAAGUUUACCUUCUCCACUUGAGUCCAUCGCUGCUCAAAGGCAAAAAUUUGCAGCUAAAGGCCUCAACGAUCAUGAUCUCGUAACUUUAGUUGGCGCACAUACCAUUGGCCAAACGGAUUGCUUGUUCUUCCGAUACCGCUUAUACAACUUCACAACAACUGGAAGUGCAGACCCGACUAUCAACCAAACUUUCUUAUCACAACUUCAAGCUCUUUGUCCGCAAAAUGGUGAUGGCUCGAAAAGGGUUGCAUUAGAUAUAGAUAGCCAGACCAAAUUUGAUGUGAGCUACUUCAAAAACGUGCGUGAUGGCAAAGGAGUCUUGGAAUCAGACCAGAGGCUCUGGGGAGAUGAUCCUACGCGUAGCAUAGUAGAAAACUAUGCUGGGCACAUUAAAGGAUUGUUGGGGUUAAGGUUUGAUUUUGAGUUUCCUAAAGCAAUGAUCAAGAUGAGUAGCGUUGAGGUGAAAACUGGCUUAGAAGGAGAGAUUAGGAAGAUAUGUUCAAAGAUUAACUGAUUGCUGAUAGAUUACUUAACAGUAACAGAAUGAUUUGUAAUAACAUGAAUUAGUAGAUUGGGAAAUAGUAAAUCUAUAUUAAAAUAAAGGAAAAAUUGUAAGAAGUUGUAUUUUACAAUUUGAAAUAUGAUUCAGGGAUUCAGUUUUUGAA
Molecule: messenger RNA, 1607 nt
Organism: Durio zibethinus
Lineage: Eukaryota; Viridiplantae; Streptophyta; Magnoliopsida; Malvales; Malvaceae
Product: peroxidase 25-like
Biological process (GO): hydrogen peroxide catabolic process; response to oxidative stress
Molecular function (GO): peroxidase activity; heme binding
Source: RefSeq, a predicted model, not a curated record